UAAGAAGCCACACGGGCGACGGGCUCGAGCUAGGGCGCGCGACAGCGGACGGCGAGGCCUGUGUGCGCCGCCCUCUCGGCUCUCCUGUCAGGAGCUCGGCUCUCCUGUCAGGGGCUCCGCAGCCCUCGCCUCGGCUUCCCCGUCACCCGCGCGCUCUCUCGCCUCUCCUCAGCCCGCCGGCCGGGAACUCGCGCGCUCGGCUCCCGAGGGGUUGGGCCAUGGGGCCCUCCCGGGAGCAGCCCGGCGCCGCGCGGGGAACUAGCGAGGCACCGCCGCCCGGGCCCGCGCCCGUGGGGGACGCCACGCUGCCCAGACCAGGACCCUCGAACGACUCCGAGGCGACUGCCGAGAAGGUGGAGGUGGAACUGGCGGGGCCAGAAGCGCGGGAGCCCCCCGAGGGCGGCUGGGGCUGGCUGGUGAUGUUGGCGGCUAUGUGGUGCAACGGGUCGGUGUUCGGCAUCCAGAACGCCUGUGGGCUGCUCUUCGUGUCCAUGCUCGAGACCUUCGGGUCCGAGGACGAUGACAAGAUGAUCUUCAAGACAGCAUGGGUGAGCUCUCUGUCCAUGGGGAUGAUUUUCCUUUGCUGCCCUAUAGUCAGCGUCUUCACAGACAUCAUUGGUUGUCGGAAAACAGCUGUUAUAGGUGCUGCUGUGGGAUUCAUUGGACUCAUGUCCAGUUCUUUUGUAAGCUCCAUCGAGCCUUUGUACCUUACCUAUGGGAUCAUAUUUGCCUGUGGCUGCUCCUUCGCAUACCAGCCCUCGCUGGUCAUUCUGGGACACUACUUCAAGAAGCGCCUUGGACUUGUGAAUGGCAUUGUCACAGCUGGCAGCAGUCUCUUCACAAUUCUGCUCCCUUUGCUUUUAAAGGUUCUGAUAGAAGAUCUGGGCCUCUUUAAUACACUGAGAGUCCUCUGCAUCUUCAUGUUUGUUCUCAUUCUAGCUGGCUUUACUUACCGACCUCUUGAUUCCAGUGACAAGGAUAAACAGAGCAACAGAUUCUCCCUUUUUUCCAGGAAAAAAUUCAGUCCUCAAAAAAAAAUUUUCAAUUUUGCCAUCUUCAAGGUAACAGCUUAUGCCGUGUGGGCAGUUGGAAUACCACUCGCACUCUUCGGCUACUUUGUGCCUUACGUUCACUUGAUGAAGCACGUGAAUGAAACAUUUCAAGAAGCAAAAAAUAAAGAGGUGGCUCUCAUGAGCAUUGGCAUCACUUCCGGAGUCGGACGGCUUCUCUUCGGCCGGAUUGCAGAUUACGUCCCUGGUGUGAAAAAGGUUUACCUACAGGUACUGUCAUUUUUCUUCAUCGGUCUGAUGUCCAUGAUGAUACCCCUGUGCAGGUUCUUUGGGGCCCUGAUUGCUGUCUGUCUCAUCAUGGGUCUCUUUGAUGGAUGCUUCAUUUCCAUCAUGGCCCCCAUUGCCUUUGCAUUGGUUGGGGCCCAGGAUGUUUCCCAAGCAAUUGGAUUCCUGCUCGGACUCAUGUCAAUACCUAUGACCGUUGGCCCACCAGUUGCAGGGUUACUCCGUGACAAGUUGGGUUCCUAUAACGUGGCGUUCUACCUCGCGGGAGUCCCUCCCCUUAUUGGAGGUGCUAUUCUUUGUUUUAUCCCAUGGAUCCACAGUAGGAAGCAGAGAAAGAUCCAGAAAGCCACUGGAGGAGAAAAGAUGGAGAAGAUGCUGGGGAAUGAGAACUCUCUGGUGUCAAGCUCAUCUGAAAUCUUCAAGAAAGACUCAGAUUCUGUUAUUUAAUGUCUUAUAUACCUCCACCAGACUGGACUUGCUUUUGAAUUCUAAGCAAGUUUUCAUUUUAUAUGAAUUGCAAAUUUCUUAUUUUUUUAAUCACAUCCUUGGAAUAGCACAACAUGUUUUCUUCCACCAAGUAGCUAUCUGAUAUUUCCAAAAAUCUGAGGGAAGAGACUCUGUUACAAGAAAACAUGUCCUAAAGUCAAAUACUGUUGAAGAUUUGAAGCUAUCUCUGUAAAAGGCAACUCUGGAACUGUGAAUACUAUUUAAGCCUGUAAAAUAUUUUAAAAUACCUCAAGCUAUACCGGAAGGGUUACAGUUUGGUUAGAACUGGAAAUACUUUGUUUGUUGUCUCACGUAGUGUCUUAAGCUCCGGUACUUCUGUUUUAAAUUCUACUCUUUGGAAACAUUUUGUGAAAUGUACGCCUGUACUCUAGGCAACACCUAAACUGCAGAACUAUGUGAAAAUUGCCCUCCUGCUGCUCACUAAGCUGCGGAAUUAGGGUAUUGUGAUUUGUUCCAGGGUGGGGUGACCUGGGAGCAGAUGCUAGUGGUGUAUUUAACCUGAAUGUGUGAGGAGAGGAGGCUCCUUCUGAAGGGGAAGAGCAGUUUGCCUCCACAUGUGUUUGCUUCAUUUGUCUUUGCAGUGUGUUUUGCUCAAGUAGUCAAAACAUCCCAAACUUACAAUUUUGUUAAAACAAUAAAAUACAACAGAAUGCAUGAAAGCUAUUCUGAAAAUUAACUAAGAA
Cavia porcellus (domestic guinea pig) is the source of this 2485-nucleotide messenger RNA. RefSeq names its product solute carrier family 16 member 10 (gene Slc16a10). Bases 219 to 1742 code for a protein of 507 amino acids. Gene Ontology annotation, biological process: transmembrane transport. NCBI's taxonomy places the organism in Eukaryota, Metazoa, Chordata, Mammalia, Rodentia, Caviidae. Gene Ontology annotation, cellular component: membrane. The transcript is spliced from 6 exons. Gene Ontology annotation, molecular function: monocarboxylic acid transmembrane transporter activity. The record is from RefSeq and is a predicted model, not a curated record.